Funneliformis geosporum is the source of this 456-nucleotide messenger RNA. Lineage: Eukaryota; Fungi; Glomeromycota; Glomeromycetes; Glomerales; Glomeraceae. The record is from the annotation of a GenBank genome assembly.
AUGAAAUUAUCAGCCGUCAUUUUCUUGAUCGUUGCCCUUUUAGCUUCAAUUGCAUUCUCUGUUCCAACCGAAUACAAUAAGGAUGAUGACUUUAUAACAUAUUGUAAAGACAUCGAAUUUAAAAAACCUGUCGAUGGUAUAAUAUAUAAAAUUAAUAGCACUCAAGUUGCAGAUUUUGUUCUCCCCGAAGAAUGUAUAAAACGAUUCGGUUAUCAAAUGAGGACCACUGUCGAAAUUUUCAGUGUAGCCGGCAACAAAGUUGUAGAUACUAUUGUUGAAUUUGAAGAUAUCUAUAAUCGUCCUGCCGUCUUUCUUUACUUGAUCGAUAAAGUGUGGGCCAAUGAUGGUGCUACUUAUUUCCUUAUAGCCACUCUUUUUAAUAAAGAUUAUAAAGUCCAAGGUCAAUCCGGAAAAUUCACCACCGUAGAUGACAAGGAACAAACAUAUAAUUAUUAA